CCUAUAUAUGUUAUGUUGGUACGACUCAGUUGACUGUCAUGCACAUCGAGAGAAAUUUACGUGAUGAAAUAGCGAAGUUUAAAAAAUUAUGUAAGGAGCGUCAGCAAAAGCUCCUAUCCUUUUAUGAGAGGAAAGAACAACGGAUCAACGAUUGCCACAAGAACAAUUUGCGAGCACUUCAUAGGAAGCAUCGGAAGCAUGCUACGAGGCUUCAAGGCAGACUGGACAAUAAAAAGAAAGGACUUCAGCGCGAGUUGGCGCAUGAUACGCGCAUCGAGCUAAAGGUGUACAGACGUCAUUUCGGUCAGCGGGCCACCAGCACCGACGGGGUGGAUGCCAACCAGGUGUCUGGAACGCACUCAACACGUUCGCUAGACUCAACACCGACAAUCGAACCACUCAGCUCAGCUACUCCGUUCUAUAAAGAUUCUAUAAAGCAUGAGCCCCAUUGGAAAAGUCCCCUGCAUCGCCCGGGUUGGAAUUUUCGGCACACGAAAAGGAAACCAGAUGAUUUGUCCACUAACUUCUCCAAGGAUGAUUGCCUUGAGGACGCGGUCGUCCGACUCCGGAAAGAAAUGGAAGAGCGAUUACGGUACGCAGACGAGGAGAAGCGACUAGCUGUCGCUCGGUUAGAGUGGGAAUUCUUAACAGAACGAUACGAGUUAAAGCGAGAUUAUUUGGAAAAGCUGGCCGAAUUCAAGCAACGCCGUCUCUCCGCCCUGGGACAGUUGAAAAAGCGCCAACUGAAAGAAUACUUUGAUAUACUUCGAAAGUGGUUAGUUGAACAACACGCGAGGGAACUGUCGGCGAGGCAUCAGUUUUCUCAAGAUGUACUCAAACGACUGACCUCAGCCCAAACAGUCGAAAGGCGAGUUGCUUGUCGUCUAGCUAGAAUAACCUCCAAAGGCCAAAGACAAAUUACUCAUGUGAUGCAUUCCACAGCAUCAAAAGAGGAGCGCUUGGAGCCAAAACAGCAACUCAGCGGUAGAAAAGAGAGUUCCAGUCAGGGGAAAAAUCCACCGGCGGAUCAGUCGCUCUUUGAAAUCCUGUUUCCUAAGUCAGCUAACGAUCGAACGGAGAAUGAUGUGACAAGUCUUUCAAGUAGACACUCAAAUCACAUCAGCUCAAUGCAUUCAUCGCUGGAGUGCAGACAUAGGGAAGCAGAACCGAAGACACGCUCGCUUCAAAGCAGCACGGAGUUGUUGGACAAUGACACAACAAAUACCCGCCUAUUAAGCUCAAAAGCGAAGGGACCGUCUUUGAAGGUCACACGAGGACGUCGGCAGCGACAGUUGGGCGUGUGGAAAUCAAAAUCCCUGCAAAGCUUACGAUCUGCGCUUGAAACAUGUGAUCAGAUGCACAGAGAUUUGAUUAACAAUUUGUCCAAACAACAAGUGGAGCAAUGGGCCGAAGUUCUGAAUCAGGAACGCAUACUCACCGAAGCACUUAUACAAUCGCAGACGGAACAAAAGCGAAUUCUACUUCAGGAGGAAACUGACACCUUGAAGAGAGCUCAGGUGGAGCAGGCGAACCGGGUUGCUCAUUUGUCCAGUGUAUUGGAGGCGACAGAAAAGUUUGCAGAAAUGGAGUAUCAUCAUGAACGUAAGAAAUUGAUCGAAUAUUACUAUGGUAAUGGAGAUGAGCAAUUUCAGUCGUUUCGGUCGUCUGCGUUAAAGGAACUUGCCCCAGAAUUUGCUACUUCGAUCGCGAACCACAACACACCCAUGCCAAGCUCAAGUUUACAAUCUACCGUCGUGAACAAUAAUCCUCAUGAACGCAAACCGAUUUCGUCCAUUGGGCAGAAUUCCAGCAGAUCUGGAGCGCUGUCCACUCGUGGGCAUGUUACCAUAUAUCACGAGAGUGGUUUACACUGAUUCAAACCUAGUCAAUCCCGAUUCUUCACUGUUGUGUGUGUGCGUGAGCACAACCGUUGUUCAUUUCCGAGCAAUAACACUUUGUCUAUACCCAACGACACAACCCCAUUUAGUUUACAUUUGUUGCCAACUUAAAUCCCUGUUCAAAAGUUGAUUCUAUUGAGAAGUUUCCCACUCAAUGAUGAUACUUUUGGUUAUCCUCAAACAUUAUGGGAUUUGUUCCCUUCGACUGACAUUCCUUAGAUGCGAUCAGACUACACACUUGAAUAAAGUAACUGGUUUUAAUCUACACAAACUGUUAGCGAUUGAUAUGUCAUUUCUUUGGAUUAUUUCGUCCUAUCCAGAACUUUUACCUGUUCGGCGUAGUAGUUUUGCACACUAUGACCAUACUUUACAAUGAUACUCAAACCGAACUGAAACCAAGAUGAGUUAAACGUCCACUGCGAACGAACAGUGAACCAUGAUUUCUAACGGGUAAACAAGCGAUUGUAUCGACAACUCUUGUAGGAGGUCUGAUGUGGGAAGUUUAAAUAAAUGCAUGCAUCUACCAG
Messenger RNA from Dicrocoelium dendriticum, 2425 nucleotides. Lineage: Eukaryota; Metazoa; Platyhelminthes; Trematoda; Plagiorchiida; Dicrocoeliidae. The record is from the annotation of a GenBank genome assembly.